Messenger RNA from Ceutorhynchus assimilis (cabbage seed weevil), 2814 nucleotides. Lineage: Eukaryota; Metazoa; Arthropoda; Insecta; Coleoptera; Curculionidae. The record is from the annotation of a GenBank genome assembly.
AUGUUGAAAGCCCAAAGGAUAUUUACCUGUGAAUAUUUAGCUGCACUGAACGCAGUUCAAAGCAGAAACUUUGCUACCAAGAAGAUUAUCGCGAUCCGCAGGGAAGAUCAGAGCGUGUGGGAAAGACGUGCGCCCUUUUCUCCAACUCACGUGCGAAAGCUUGUCAAAAAUGGCAUCAAGGUUAUCGUGCAGCCGUCCAAUCGCAGAGCCUACCCGAUGCAAAACUAUUUGAACGCAGGCGCAAUAGUUCAGGAAGACAUUUCCGAGGCAAACGUUAUAUUUGGAGUGAAACAGGCUCCAAUAAAUCAACUGAUUCCUGACAAGACGUAUUGCUUAUUUUCGCACACAAUCAAGGCGCAAGAAAGCAAUAUGGCACUUUUAGACGCCAUCCUAGAAAAACGCAUCCGGCUUAUUGAUUACGAGAAACUAAUGGACGAAAAAGGUCAACGAGUGGUUGCUUUCGGCAAAAUGGCUGGAAUAGCCGGAAAAGUCAACGUUUUGCACGGCUUGGGACUCAGAUUGCUUGCUCUUGGCCAUCACACGCCCUUUAUGCACAUCGGACCUGCGCACAACUAUCGGAACACCAGUAUGGCCAGACAAGCUGUGCGCGACGCCGGUUACGAGAUAGCUUUGGGACUGAUGCCAAAGUCGGUGGGACCGCUAACGUUUGUGUUCACUGGAUCUGGCAACGUGUCACAAGGUUCCCAGGAAGUGUUCCAAGAACUUCCUCACGAAUACGUCUCUCCGGAAAUGCUUCAGAAAGCCGCUGAGCAUGGUAGUCUGACAAAAGUGUACGGCUGUGAGGUUCGGCGGCGGCACUACUUGGAACGUGCAGACGGCGGCGGAUUCGAUCCGGUGGAAUACGAAGAACAUCCGGAACGAUAUAUAUCAACAUUCAGCAAAAAAAUCGCUCCCUAUGCAUCUGUUAUUGUGAACGGCAUCUACUGGGCCGUGAACAGCCCCAAAUUGUUGACUAUUCCGGAUGCCAAACAUCUUUUGAGGCCUGCGCAUACGCCCUGGUUGCCAACUUCUAUAGGAGCUCCGGCACUCCCACACCGAAUGCUAGCCAUCUGUGACAUAAGCGCCGAUCCGGGCGGUUCCAUUGAGUUUAUGAACGAGUGCACCACCAUCGACACGCCAUUUUGUUUGUACGACGCCGACCGGAACAAGGACACCAAUAGUUUCAGCGGCGCAGGCGUACUCGUGUGCAGCAUCGACAAUAUGCCUACUCAGAUACCUCGGGAAAGUACCGACUUUUUCGGCGACCUGUUGAUGCCAUUCACUCAGGAUAUUAUCCAAUCAAAUGCGCAGGAACCGUUGGAGCAGCACCAUUUUAAUCCGGUUGUGCAUGGAGCCAUUAUAGCUAGCAAUGGAAAACUCACACCUAACUAUGAGUACAUCCAAGAACUGAGGAAAAGCCAGUCCAGAAGCAGACACAACACGUCAGUAGAAAGUAACAACAUGGAAAAGAACGUCCUGAUUUUGGGAGCUGGCCGAGUAGCAGCUCCUCUGGUGGAAUACUUGAACCGGGAUAAAACCAUAGGAAUAACCGUUGCCUGUGAAAACGCCGACCUAGCAGACAACCUAGCCAGAACCUAUUCCGGAGUGGAAAGCACCUACCUUGACGCGAUGGACUCCAGCAAUUCGUCGAUGGAAGAGCUCAUAGAUAAAGCUGAUGUUGUCGUCAGCAUUCUACCGGCCAACAUGCAUCCUCGCGUUGCCAAGUUCUGCAUCAACCAGAAAACCCAUAUGGUCACUGCUAGCUAUAUGAGUAAAGAAAUCAAAGAUCUAAACCAAGCAGCCCAAGCCGCGGGCGUCACAGUCCUUAACGAAGUAGGUCUCGAUCCAGGCAUUGACCACCUACUGGCCCUUGAGUGCAUCCAGGAGGCGCAAGCGUUGGGAGGUCGCGUGACUUCCUUCGAAUCCUUCUGCGGAGGCCUUCCAGCACCGGAGUUUAGCGCCAACCCGUUGAGAUACAAAUUCUCCUGGUCACCGAGAGGGGCAUUACUGAAUACCCUGUCAUCUGCUAGGUAUCUCCGUAAAGGUCAAAUAGUGGAAAUCAGCGAAGGUGGAGAGCUGAUGCGCGCAACGAAAACAUUGGAUUUCCUUCCAGGAUUCAAUUUAGAAGGAUUUCCGAAUAGAGACAGCACGCAAUACGCCAAAUUGUAUGGAAUUGAAGAGGAUGCCAAUACAAUUUUGAGAGGCACAAUACGUUACACUGGUUUCUCGCAAUCGGCUAAAAUACUUCAAUUUUUGGGCCUUCUAGAUCCAGAACCUCACCCGUCUCUUCACUCCCAAGGACCGGAUAUCACGUGGCGUCAACUGAUAUGUACUCUGUUGGGUCUGGAAGACUGCAAUAUUUUCUACGACAAUUUGAAGACUCAAAUUUCUGAACGGACCGGCACCGAUUUUGCGGUGGAGGUGGUGGAAGAACUUGGCCUCCUGGAGGAGACACUUGUGGAAAAGCGCGGCACUCCUUUGGACACUUUGACGCAGUAUUUGUCGAGAAAAUUGGCCUUGGAAAAGAACGAAAGAGAUUUAGUAAUCUUAAGACACGAUAUCGGUAUUAACUGGCCCGAUAAUCGGAAAGAGAUCAGGGGAGUAAAUUUCGUAGUAUACGGCGAUGCGGACGGACACUCGGCGAUGGCCAAAACUGUUGGCUAUCCUACCGCUAUUGCCACUAAAAUGGUUUUGGAUGGUGAAAUUCAAGAACGAGGAAGCAUUUUACCAUUUGCGCCGGAAAUAUAUCGACCCCUAUUGCAAAGGUUAAGGGCGGAAGGGCUAACGAGCUCUGAGACUUCAAGAUUUUUUUAA